GAAAGCGGAAGAAGGAGCAAAAAACGUCGUGUUCGGUCACAGACUGCAGCGCCGAAAGAACCUAAAAAGCGACCCCUGCCCCACCCCAUCAUCACCACCGCUCGCUCGGGAGCAGCCGCUGUGGGAGAGACCUGAGGGGACCGCGAGAGAGAGCUGAGGGAGGGAGGACGCGAGAGAAUCCGCGCGAGAGCGAGCACGCUGGGAGCCGAGCCCGCGGCCGAGCUGAGCUGUGGAGAGUCGCAGGAAAACGGGGGCUUGAGGAGAGCCAGGGUCGUCCCGGCGGAAAAAGCUGAAGGGUUCUGAAUCCUGGGAAGAGGAGGCGUGGGGGCAGAGGGAGGAAUUGGAGAGCUCCGCGGGAGGGGCUUAGCUGGGAGAGGAACGUGCUUAGAGCGAAGCUUUAAAUAAAAGACUGCAGGAGAAGCCUGAGGGGAAUUGCUGCAGGGGCGGGAGCUCACGAGGAGAGGACCCUCAGACCGCAGAAAGGGAAAGCCGAUGACAGGUUUCCCUGCAAACUCCACUUGCCUCCUCCCCACCUCAAACGCCACUACCUUCUCCGAAAGUUAAAAGGAAGCUAAAUCUGUUGCCCCCCCCCCCAUUCCCAUUCAAUAAAUAUUACUUGUCCUUCCACCGGGAAAACAGGAAAGGACUCUUUUCCUUCCCAAUUUUAGGAUUUAUAAGAACUCAAGACCUCGCGACUCGGUUUUUAGCCUAGGGGGCUCCAAGUAGGAAGGUUAUUGCUCUUGUUUCCUUUUUCAAAAUCCCGCACCUCAUCCUUCGUGGGACGCUAUGUCUACAAGCAGUUGUAGUUUCAAGGACCGAUGCGUGUCCAUCCUGUGUUGCAAAUUCUGUAAACAAGUGCUCAGCUGUAGGGGAAUGAAGGCUGUUUUGCUGGCUGAUACUGACAUAGACCUUUUCUCUACAGACAUCCCUCCUACCAAUGCAGUAGACUUCAUUGGAAGAUGCUAUUUCACCGAAAUCUGCAAAUGUAAACUGAAGGACAUCGCAUGUUUAAAAUGCGGGAACAUUGUAGGUUAUCAUGUGAUUGUUCCUUGUAGUUCCUGCCUUCUUUCCUGCAACAACGGACACUUCUGGAUGUUUCACAGCCAGGCAGUUUAUGGUAUUAACAGACUAGACUCCACUGGUGUAAACUUCCUACUUUGGGGCAAUUUGCCAGAGAUAGAAGAAAGUACAGAUGAAGAUGUGUUAGAUAUCUCAGCAGAGGAGUGUAUUCGAUGAAUGGAAUUAUGAUAUAUGUGUAAUAUUUUUAUAAUAACAUUUUCAUAUUUAAAAUUUGUAAUGGAUCAACUUAAAAUUGUAGUGAGGAUUUACUUGUGAUUUUCUGUCUCCCUCCCUUUCUUUAUUCUCUUUUAAAACAAAAACGGGUCAUUUGUUGGUUUAUUUAUUUGCUGUCUCAAAUUAAUUACCUCGGUUUAAGCCAAUAAAAUUAUUCUUUCUUUCCUCUCCUCUACUACUUCUGUCUGAUAUAAGUGUAUUCUUAACUUCAGAUAGAAGAUCCAUGGGCUGGGGAGAUAGCUCAGUUGGUAGAAUUCUUGCCUCCUAAACACAACGCCCUGAGUUCAAUCCCCAGUACGGCAAAAAUAAGACUCUUUUACAUGUCACUCAGCUACCUCCCAAUCUAAGGAAGUUUUUCUUACAGUUUGAUACCAGAUACCACUGAUUUUUUACUUUCCUGAAUAAAGGGCAUUUGUACCCUCUCAUGUCAAACAUACAUAUAUUAGACUCAUCUAUUAAGAGGGGGGUUAAAAAAAAGCAAGCUGUUAGGUUUCCAUGCAUACUGGUUAACAUAUGUGAUAACUGUUUUAAUGUGGAGCAAAACCUUGUGAAUCAGCUUACAGAAUAAAUUCAGACUUGAAAAUAUAUGGAAUAAUCCUUUUGAUUCUUUAGCAUGAUAUUAGAUAAAUGAAUUCUUAAAAAAUUAUCAAUAUAUACUGUUUACUGAUGUUAUUUAUUUACAUUCUCCUAAAGCCAUUAUGGAUAUUGUAUUAUGAAAGCCAGAUAAACUAAACCUUAAUCUUUAUGUUUUUCCAUUCCGUAGGGCUUUCUCUAUGAAUAGCAAAUUUUAGAUGAGUAGUGUUUGUCCAAAACCUAAAAUAGAAAGAAACUUAAGCCACUGUAUAUUAUAAAGAGUUUUUAUUUUUUCAUUGUUUGUUGUUUUUGAAAAUUGUAUUCAGAGCCACACAGAAAUAGGAAACUGGGAUAAUGUUGGAUUCUGGUUUUAUGUAAAGCUAAAAUCAAUGUAUCUUUUUAACUAAUGUCUUAGUUGUAGGUAUUUUGUCAA
Molecule: messenger RNA, 2299 nt
Organism: Sciurus carolinensis (gray squirrel)
Lineage: Eukaryota; Metazoa; Chordata; Mammalia; Rodentia; Sciuridae
Gene: Rumy1
Product: family with sequence similarity 72 member A
Exons: 4
Coding region: 787-1236 (149 amino acids)
Cellular component (GO): cytosol
Source: RefSeq, a predicted model, not a curated record